Messenger RNA from Acanthochromis polyacanthus (spiny chromis), 2965 nucleotides. RefSeq names its product low affinity immunoglobulin gamma Fc region receptor III-A-like. Lineage: Eukaryota; Metazoa; Chordata; Actinopteri; Pomacentridae. The transcript has 7 exons. The record is from RefSeq and is a predicted model, not a curated record. Gene Ontology annotation, biological process: cell surface receptor signaling pathway. Gene Ontology annotation, molecular function: transmembrane signaling receptor activity. Bases 17 to 970 code for a protein of 317 amino acids.
UCAAGAAGAAGGCGACAUGGAGGCGACAACUCUCUGCAUCGGACUGUUGAUGAACAUGUUGCUGUUGCCUGUUGCACAAUUACAGGACAGAUAUGAUGCUCAGGACGCUGCUGUGAUCCUGGAGGGUCCCACAUCUCCGGUGUUGGAGGGAGAUACGGUGACUCUGCUCUGCAGAAACCGGAUGCUGUUUUUCAACCUCACUGCGGAUUUCUACAAGGAUGGCAUCCUGAUCAACAGCAGCAACACAGGAAGCAUGGUCAUCGACAGCGUCUCUAAAUCUGACGAAGGCCUCUACAAGUGUAACAUCUCAGGAGCUGGAGAAUCGCAGGAGAGCUGGCUGGUUGUCAAAGUUGGUGUCGUGAUCCUAGAGAGUCCCAUCCACCCCGUGACGGAGGGAGAAUCUGUGACUCUUCGCUGCAGAAAAAGUAAAACUCGUGCAAAAUAUGUCGCGGAUUUCUACAGACGUGGCUUCCAUUUUGCAACCGGCUACAAUGGAGAGACGACCAUCGAGAGUGUCUCCAAGUCGGAUGAAGGACUCUACAAGUGCAAGUUCUCUGGAAUCGGUGAAUCUUCAGAAAACUGGCUGGAAGUCAAAGUUAUUCCUGUGGUCCUGGAGAGUCCUGACUUUCCCGUGAUGGAGGGGGAAGCUGUAACGCUGCACUGCAAGAACAAGGUCACCGCCAACGUCACUGCUGACUUCUAUAAAGAUGGACACUUCAUCGGGAGCAGCUCUACAGGGAACAUGAGCUUCCAGAGUUUUUCCAAAUCACAAGGACAAUACAAGUGUAACAUUCUUGGAGCUGGAGAAUCCCAAGAGAAGUGGCUCACUGUCAGAGAGUGUCCAGCCUCUUUGAGUCAAGCUCCAGUUCUCAUCUACCUCUUAUUAAAGACUGUUUUCACCAGUUUAUCUGCAACGCUGCUGCUGUUACUGUUGGGAAAAUAUCACCGUCGGAAACAUGGAGAUGACUAAUCUAGACGGACGUCGCAUCCAAAUAAAUCCAACAACAAAGACAGUAAUCAUGUGUAAGUUACAUCUUACACAGCAUGGACUGUCUUUAUAAACAUUCUAAGUUGUAUUUGUUUAGUAUCAAAUGGUAUUUUUAGCAGUGAUUGAUAAACUUACAGUAUUUUUUUGUUCAAGUUUUAUUUUUCGAUACGAGGACAAUUUCUGUAGAAAGAUUUGUGAUUUUAUUGUUAGACAUGAAAAACAUCUUUGAAUUCUGCUGAUGUCUGUGUAAAGAUGUUCUUGGGUGAUUUUAUUGCUGAAAGCUGUAAAUGAAGUUUUGCUGUGGCUGCUGUCUAGUGUGAGAAAACAUUUUCUGAAGGGUGAACGCAGCUCAGGUUCAGACUUUUUUUCAGCUCAGGUGUCUACAGAAUCAGGAUCCUCUCUGACCACAGAAAGCGUCUCUGAAACCCUGAGAAGAAAAACCACAGCGUCUUCCGUCUCUAUGAAAAGAAGUCGUGGUUGAUGUUCGGUCAGUCAAACCUGACGGACAGCUACUGAAACGCUGGGGUCCAAAAAUAAGUUGUACUGUUAAUAAGUCACAACAAAGUUAGUUAUGAGAAAUGACACAACGACAAAUGACCUAAUGAAUCCUAAAUUUAACAAGAAGUUUUACCAAACUUGGACCGCCCGGCGACACAGAUGACCCCUGUGACCUUGAAAAUGAGGUCACGGUCACCAAAUGCGAACUUGACCUGUGUCUUAUUAUGGUACAGCUGUGUACCAAAUAUGGUGAGGCUACAUCAAUAUUUUAUCGAGUUAUCGAGCGCAAACCAAAUUGUUACAAACACCGGAACAAGCAAGCAAGACCUCGCAGCUCAAAACAAUACCUUCGGGGAAAUGACGUUUGUCCGGGCGGUAACAGAAAGUUAAAUCUUCAUAUUGUUUCAACUGCAGUAUUUAGUGUUUUGCUUCUUUUGCAGUAUUCAUCACUGUGGUUCAGUUUAAAGUCCUGCACCUCUAUGGAAACAAAACCACCAGGAAGAUUCAGAGAGAAGUCAGACAUGUCUUCAGUGAAGACAUGUGAAAGUUACAAAGACGUUAAUCAUGAAAAAUAGGAAACUAAAGUUGAAGUUUCUUUGAUUACUUAUUUUACAAAGAUGAAAAAAACUGUAAUCAGUUUUCACAACAACAAAACUUGGGACUCCACAAACUUUCUGCAUUUUUUCAUUAAUGGCUUCAAGGUUGCAGCAAGAAAUACUGAUUUAUUUUUUUUUAACCAAUUCUGUUUAGAAUACAUAGUUUAUAUUUACCGAAUUUUCAAAUGAGACAUUAAAAAUAACGAACUUUUGAUUGAAAUGGAAGCUUUAAUGUGGUUAAGUGUUGUGACAGAACCAAAUGCCACAUGAGUAGUUCAAAGUUUUCUUGUUUCUGGCUCUGAUAAAUGGUCAUUUGGGUGAUGCAUUUCAGCGCAGAGUUUAAAGAUCAAGGGGGUAAAAGAAUAAUUACAAAUAAUCAAAACUUUCCAUUUCUAUCUGUAGUAAAUGCAAAUUUAUUUUAUAGGAAAAGCUGAUGACAUGCAGACAGGCACCAUGCUGUGAUUUCUUAUGUUGUACUGGUUAGUUGUUAGUCAGAGAUGGAACUUGGGACACAUUGGUUUGGUUUGGUUUCCGUUUCCACACAACAAAGAAAACUGAAAGAAGAAACGCCAACAAAAGCAGCACAACCAAUGAGCAUUCAGCUGCACUAAUGAAUCCUGGAACACAGCGGUGUCCAUUUAAAAUCUUUAAAAAGGACAGAAACAACAUUAAAGUUAGUCACACUUCAGAUGCUGUCCUCCUGGAUUCUACAGGUGAAGUUAUUGCUGUGUCUCUUCACAAUUAUAUUUUCUGAUUAUUUCUCAUUGUUGCUCUCUGUUGCCCCCUCCAGUCACAUUUUGUCUUUUUGUAUAUUUGUUGUUUUAUACAGUAAAUAUAUUCUCUUCCAGGUCCUGCCUGUUUUUGGUGUCUAAUACACUUUCUG